AUGCCGGGCCUCGACCACAUCAGUCCGGCCUCCCUCCCUGCCGCCAUCUUCCAUCUUCCAUUUGCCAUCUUCCAUUUUCCAUCUCCCAUCUGCCACCUGCCAUCUACCGCCACGGCGUGUUCAUGGGGAAACUCGGACAUCACCGUCUACAGACAGGUCGAGCGUGUCGUCGAGUAUGCUCUCGAUCUCCUCUCCGACGAAAGAGGGUUCUGGGCAUUGGCCGAGGCGGGACGAAGAGCGUGGGAGAGAGGGUUUCAAAAGCCUCUAAAGAACAGGAGGCCUUCCCUCGGUCCCUUCGAAUCACUGGCCAAGUCGUUCCUCAACGAGCUAACGAAAUCCGAGGAAGCAUUUCUCCAAAGUUUUUGGACCAGCAAUCACCCGGAUUACAGUGGAUAUCUCCGAGGGGAGUGGAAAUGGGUCGGGUUGGACGAGAAAGUCGAGGGCUCCUGGAAAUCCACAGGUAGAGACGUGAUACACCUGAACAAACAUAUGCUCGAGUCCAUGGACCGGGCUUGGAAGAUGGCCCAGACGGGGACCUCCAAGUCCGAGGAUGCCUACCGCGCCCACCAUUACUUCCGCUUCACCUUGGGUGCCAAUGUGGCGCGCCAAGUGGUAAACGCCUUCAUGAAGUACUUGGCUGGUCGUAAAUGGACUUCAGCGCAUGACGCGGGUGCCAUGUGGGAAAGUCUCAUGUUUGGGGGCGAGGUCUUCAACUUCGACGCCCCCGUAGAUCCCAGGGCGGUCGAGUACCCCGAGGAUCCCAUGGGAGAUGACCGGUGCGGGACUCUGUGGCUUGUCAAAUGGCUGGACGAGAGCCGCGAUCCGUCAAAUACGCGCGUGCGAAGGCUCCGGGUCGUUUACAGCAAGAGAUAUGGCAUCGGAUGGGGCGUAGUAGAGGCCCCGGUCUACACGCUCAACGAUUUCAGGAGAUACAAGCAAAUGCACGAGGUGCGCCCCAAGAUGAGGCGGGAAAAGUACACAAACGUGAAGCAAGCGCCGACCGGCAACCGCCCAAGCUAUGACGAGGACCUUGGGCGGCAAAGGGCCGGCACGGGCACGCCGAAUUCUGCCUCGUCGAUCACUUCUUCUGCCCCGUCUUCUGCCCCGUCUUCGGCCACGUCCUCGGCCCCGUCUUAUACCGGCGGCGGCUACGUAGGCGGGGGAUCAGGGGGAUCACGAAGCAGUUCCUCUCGGCACCGAACUGCCGGCGCAUUCCAAGCUGCGGAUGGUUAUCAAUAUAUGCAUUAUGGGUCCGCGCCCGGGCUCGCCGAUCGGCAGCAGUUCGCCUCUCUUCCUGCGACGGCCGCGCGAGCCGCCAACAACAACCCGGCGACGCCACGUCAGGGAGAGGGGAUCGUGUCAGGGGCCGAGCAGCGCCGGUACAAGUGA
Molecule: messenger RNA, 1389 nt
Organism: Thermothelomyces thermophilus ATCC 42464
Lineage: Eukaryota; Fungi; Ascomycota; Sordariomycetes; Sordariales; Chaetomiaceae
Exons: 5
Coding region: 1-1389 (462 amino acids)
Source: RefSeq, a predicted model, not a curated record